Trichosurus vulpecula (common brushtail) is the source of this 2981-nucleotide messenger RNA. It is a transcript of the gene ELN, whose product is annotated as elastin. NCBI's taxonomy places the organism in Eukaryota, Metazoa, Chordata, Mammalia, Diprotodontia, Phalangeridae. The record is from RefSeq and is a predicted model, not a curated record. Gene Ontology annotation, molecular function: extracellular matrix structural constituent.
AGAGCCAGGGAUUUUUGGCAAGGACUAGAGCCCUCCCCUUUCCUCUUGCUGAAGGCUGUUUUGGCAGCAUCCCCCCCCCUCCUGCUGCUUUCUGGCAGGGCCCUGGACAGGGCUGGAGAGAACAGCAAUAGAGAAAGGGGGGGGGGAAAGCAAAGAAAGAAAAAAAACCCAAAUAGUCCAGUCUGGGGAGGUUUGUGUGUGUUGCCCUUUCGUAAUUACGUCGUGUCCUGAGCUUCCCCCCCACCCCCCUCACCCCCCAUCACACAGCCCCCCUCCCUCCCUUGUUCUUCCCCCUCCCUCUUUCCCUCACAUCCCUUGUAGACAGCAAUUAAGCAUUGAGGAUAAAACACACAGCCCGAGAGAGGGCUGAGGCUUUUCUCCCAGAGAUGGCGAGUCGGACAGCUCUCUCCCUCCGGCCAGGAGUCUUCCUCUUCCUCCUCUCCAUCCUUCACCCCACGAGGCAAGGAGGGGUCCCAGGGGCUGUUCCUGGGGCUGUUCCUGGAGGGGUCUUUUAUCCAGGAGCUGCUGGUCUUGGAGGCCUUGGAGUUGGGGGUUUAGGAGGAGCAGAAGCACUGGCUCCAUCAGCAGCCGCGGCCAAAGCCGCCGCCAAAGCCGCCCAGUAUGGGUUAGUCCCAGGUGUGGGAGGACUAGGAGGGGUCCCAGGUGUUCCUGGUGUUGGAGGUCUCCCAGGAGCAGUAUCUCCAGCAGCCCAGGCUGCAGCCAAAGCAGCCGCCAAAGCCCAGUACAGAGCUGCUGCUGGGAUCGGAGGAGUUCCUGGCUUCCCAGCUGGAGUUGCAGGUGGCAUCUCUCCUAGUAUUGGAGCCAUCCCAGGCUUUGGGGCUGGUGUAGCUCCAGGAUCCUUGGCAGCAGCAAAAGCAGCUAAGUUUGCAGCGGCUGGAGGAGCUAGAGGCCUUGGGGACCUGGGAGGGGUUGGAGCUGGCUUGGUACCUGGUGUGGCUGGAGUCCCAGGAGCAGGGGUUGGAGGUCUAGGAGCUGUUCCAGGAGCAGGUGCUCCAGCUGCAGCUGCAGCUGCCAAGGCCGCUGCCAAGGCUGCCCAGUUUGGCCUCGGAGGAGUUGGAGGUCUGGGAGGCAUCCCAGGCGUUGGUGUUGGAGGUGUCCCAGGUGUUGGCAUUGGAGGCGUCCCAGGUGUCGGAGUUGGAGGUGUCCCUGGAGUGGGUGGUAUAGGAGCUCCAGCUGCAGCUGCUAAAGCCGCUGCCAAAGCAGCUAAGUUCGGUGCUGCUGGUGGGGCUGGCCUUGUGCCAGGAGCUGGAGGCUUGCCAGGGACCCGAGUGCUGCCAGGGGGUGCCCCAUCACUUGGCUUUGGACUUUCACCUAUUUUCCCAGGCGGUGCAGCUGGUGGGCUGGGAUUUGGUGCAAAACCUGCCAAACAGUAUGGCGGCGCCCUCGGAGCCCUGGGAUAUCGAGGUGGGGCUUGUUUGGGGAAAUUGUGUGGCCGGAAGAGAAAGUAAAUCUUCCCAGGACACCCGACCCGCGACCUCAUGAACUUUGAUGCUACUGCCUAGUCUAGAAUGUAUACCUUGAGUGACUCCCUCUCCCUCUCCCUCCUUCGCCCUCCCUUCCCUUCCCACCCUCUUGCCUCCCCUUCUCCCAGGGUCAGAUCCUUCUCACUGGAGUGUUCCUAUAGUCACCCACCCAUCUGGUGGGGAUAGGGGAUGGGGUGGAGGCAUGGGCCCACGGGGCAAACAAACACAAGAACCAGGGGUCUCCUUCCCUAAAGGAGCUUGGGUAAGGGGGGGGAUCAGAUCCCCUCUCUACCACCACCUCAUUCCCACCUAGGAGCUCUCCCCUCUAUGUUCAUGAUCUUGAGGGAAAUAUGGUGCUACUUGUUGGUGCUUAUCACUUUCUUGGGGGUGAGGGAGGAGGGAAGAGGGGGGGUCCCCUGGAGGAGCCCCUCACCCAGAGGCUCCUCUAAGCACAGCCCUGGAGAUUUUCAAGACAUCCAACCCUACCCCUGCCAGGAAAGGUCAGCCCAGGACCCACAACCAUGCUCUCCCACUGGGGUGACCAGUCUUUGGGGUUGGAUCUGUUUGCCCUACCUUCUACCCAAGCACUUUAAGUCAGCCUCAGUCCUGGUUGUGACCCAUCUAGAUCUGGCUGCCUCUUCCCCCCAGAGGGUUGUCCCUUCAGUCUCUCCCUUCCUAGCUGCUCCUCACAUCCAUCCAUGGAGCCAGUAUACCUGAAGACUGGGAACAGCUAUGCCCCUGAUCUUUUCAGAAUUUAUCCUUCCAUCCAUCCGUCCACCCCUCGCUCAAAAAAAGUUUACCACCCAGUCUGGCAAGAGGCUCCAGCCCCAGAAGACUUGAAUGUCUUUCAGUGAUGCCCUCCACCUUGUAGGACCUGUCCUGGUCUUCCCCACCUCUACCCCUCACCCCAACCCAGCCACCACAUACACUCACGCACACCACUGGCAAGGGGAGACCCCUGCCAUGGAGAGUGUGGGAACGCAUGCAUGUACUCACCAUUGACAGCGACUCCAUCCCUGCCAGGCCUGGGACAGCCACCACUGCCUAGAACCCCAAGAGGCCCGAGGGUGGGGCUGUGGCGGGAGGGGAAUCUGAGGGAAAUGAGGGCCCAGAGCCCCCUGCCUAUCCCUGGUAUAUCUCACACAGCAGUACUGUAUCCUCAGUCCCUUGAGCCCCUGGGCGUCGGAGCAACUCUUCCCAACAUUCAGGCCCUGUCUCCGUGUCUCGCUGUGAUAGAUCAAUAAAUAUUUUAUUUUUUGUCCUGGAUACUUGGGGUUUAUUUUGGUUUGGGAUUAUUUUUGUUUGAUUUUGUUUUGGGGGUGUGUGUUUAAAUUUUUUUCUGGUUUGGGGAGCUGUACCCCACAGAGGGGAACUGACCCCCUAUGUUCAUUUUAAUCACUUUGGUAUCACUUUGGAUGGAACACACUUUUUUUUAUAAGAAAAGAAAAGUAACUGCUUCAGAAAACAGACUAAUAAAUGAAAACCUUUUAAAGGAAA